Tupaia belangeri chinensis (Chinese tree shrew) is the source of this 259-nucleotide messenger RNA. Its product is annotated as protein amnionless. Gene Ontology annotation, biological process: intracellular protein localization; receptor-mediated endocytosis. The record is from RefSeq and is a predicted model, not a curated record. Gene Ontology annotation, cellular component: apical plasma membrane; endocytic vesicle. Lineage: Eukaryota; Metazoa; Chordata; Mammalia; Scandentia; Tupaiidae.
CGGUAUUCGACGUGGCGGCCUCCGUGGAGCCGCCCCCGGCACGGCCGCCCGGCCCAGCCCAGAAGGCGGACACAGGCUGCACCAGCCGCAGCUACUUCGUCAACCCCCUCUUCGUGGGGGAGGCCGAGGCCUGAGCCCACCUGCUGUCCGCGUCACCAGGGCCAACGAGGACUUGGAGCCUCCAUCUCCCUCGGCAGACUCCCUCCUCCCGCCGCCAAGUGCAGGGCGGCCAUGUGCAAUAAAGUGGCUUCAGUUCCCA